GGCGGGUCGGCAUUCCGCCGGCCCUAGAUACUCAUCUAGCCUGGGCUUCUUUCACUGUUACCCGCAACUCGAAGAUUCGGCUUCACGAUCACGCGCCGUCGCUUGUCUUCGCCGAUGUUGGUAGUGUGAUACCCAAAGUCUUCUUCUAUUCCUACUUCUAUCAGUCACCAUGGGCCGCUUCGACCAGACUGAGCGCAAACCGACGCGCGAACGCCGUUCGCGAUCUCCAUCCUCAAGGACCUCCGAACCCAUUCGCGAACGCAGCCCAAUCCAGCGAGAAGAGACUGAUACACCCUCAAAAGAGCAACUGAAAGCUGAUGCUGCAGCGAGAGCCAAGGCCGCUGCUGAGAGGAUCAACGCGUCUCUUGCGGCAAAGAAAGCUAUUCAAACAGUCGAUGUCCCUCCAAUCCGCUCAGCAAGCACCGAAGCUGCCAAAAAGUCAUCUGGCGUUGCUGGCGUUAGCGACGAAAUCUACACGCAAGAUGGGGAUUUCAUCCGCGACAUCGAGGUCAAUGAUUUACGAAAUCGCUACACCUUGACCAAAGGCUCAACACAGAAAAUGAUCAAAGAAGAAACUGGCGCCGAUGUCACUACCCGCGGCGAAUACUACCCGGAUAAGACUUUAGCCACUGCUGCUUCUCCACCUUUGUAUCUCCAUAUCACAAGCACGAGCAAGGAGGGUCUUGAGCAGGCUGUCGCUAAGAUUAAUGAAUUGAUGCAGCAGGAACUACCUAACCUGGUUGAUGAGCGUAGAUUUCGCCGUCGUGAGCCUGAGCAAUUUGAGCGAGAUGAACUGGGUCGACGCAAAUGGCCGGAGGAGCGCAUUCCCAUCGAUCUAGAGCCGAUCCCAGGCUUCAAUCUCCGAGCCCAGGUUGUCGGUCAUGGGGGAGCAUAUGUGAAACAUAUCCAGCAAGAGACUCGAUGCCGUGUUCAAAUCAAGGGUCAGAAUUCUGGCUUCAUGGAGCCAAACACCGGAAGAGAAAGUGACGAGCCCAUGUAUCUUCAUGUUGCUGGCCCGGAUCCGAACGAGGUCAAGCGCGCAAGAGGUCUCUGUGAAGAUCUCCUAGCAAGUGUCAAAUCGCAAUACGAAUCUUUCAAGGAGCGUGGCGGCGCUCGCGGACGUUACGGUGACCGGGAAUCGAAUGGAGGCGGCCGGGGUGGAUACGGGGGUGGUGGACGUGAGUAUGGUGGUGGCCGUGACUCUGGCGAUCACUAUGGAUACGGCUCGCAACAGUCUCCGACUGGCCAAGGUGACCCCAACAGCCAAACCGCCACCCCCUCGUCGGCAAAUGCAGACUAUGCAGCCCAAUACGCCCAGUACUACCAACAGUAUCAGCAGUACGCCCAAAAUGGUCAGGAUCCGUACGCUGCUUACGGGGGCUAUGCGAAUUACAUGGCUAUGUAUCAGCAGUACUAUGCCCAGCAAGCAGGUCAAGACCAGAGUGGUGGUACCCCAACCCAGGCAACUUCACAAGCGCCUCCACCUCCUCCUUCGAACGAUGCGCCGCCUCCACCUCCUCCGUCCGGAUCUGAUGCUCCCCCGCCACCGCCUCCUGGUGUACCGUCUGGUUACAACAACGUUCCACCACCCCCUGGGCUAUAAAUGCGUACGGAAAAGCUCCACAUGCUGACAUUGUGCUGUUGUCUCUGAUACCUCUCACAGGUGCUAGAGUCUUGCUGAAUCUGGGAAGAAAGGUCAGAUAUCUCUCCAAUCAGUAUAUGUGGGAUCCAUACGGCAGCAUUUCAUAUUGCAUUGGCGUCGAGAUUGUGUUUAGAAUAUGGGCUAUGAACCUGAAGCCCGGUUGUUGCUAGCUCAGAGCGUAAUCAAAUAAUCCUGUGUCAGGUAGACUCUAACAAUGAAGAAACAUCUGAUACUCCA
This is a messenger RNA of Pseudovirgaria hyperparasitica, 1879 nucleotides long. RefSeq lists its product as uncharacterized. Gene Ontology annotation, cellular component: nucleus. Lineage: Eukaryota; Fungi; Ascomycota; Dothideomycetes; Acrospermales; Acrospermaceae. Gene Ontology annotation, molecular function: RNA binding. The transcript has 8 exons. The record is from RefSeq and is a predicted model, not a curated record. Bases 170 to 1603 code for a protein of 477 amino acids.